GAACUGUCAUUUCAGAAAAAUUGUCUGUAUAACCUUGAUUUUGAUCUGGAUUUGAUGUCUUGUGACCCAGACCUCUGGGAUACUGCAAACCAGACUUUUUCAGGGGCAAACUUGAAGACAGAACCUCAAUCACCAGCUAAUUCAACUUUUUCAGUCCCUUCACCAUCAUCAUCAGUGGACUCUUCAGCACAACAUGUGCCUGAAGACUUGGACUUCAGCUCCAGCUCCCAGAUGUCUCCCCUUUCUCUUUAUGGCAAGAGCUCCACAAGUCCCUCAUCCCCUGAUGGCCAGAAUGAGAAAAAGCUUGUUGCCAAUGCCACACUCCGGUCCGCCAAUAGCUCUGCAAAGGCACCAAAGCGAUGUAAUCAGGCAUCAAAACUUUCCAUUCAGCCCAAGCCUCUCUUGCUGCCUGCUGUACUUGAGACUCAGACCAACAUUGGUUUACCGGCUAAAGCCAUCAUUAUUCAGACCCUUCCAACACUUCUGCCACUGCCAAAGCAGCAGCCAGUGGUUAGCAUCCAGCCAGCCCCUCCAAAAGGUCAGCCAGUGAUGCUUUCUCAGACCGCUAUGGCACAGCUUCAGACUCCUGCAGUUCUCCCUGCCUCCCAGCCAGUUAUUGCUGUCACUGGAGGUACCUCCCAACUUCACAGCUGCACCAUGAACAUGCUUCCACAAGCUUCAGGAAACACUUCAGGGAGUGGAAAAAUAGCAGUCACUAAACCUCUUCUCCAAACCACCACACCAGCUACAGGCAUGGAUCUUAACGUCUUAAGGAGACAGCAACGCAUGAUCAAAAACCGGGAGUCAGCCUGUCAGUCGCGGAAGAAGAAGAAGGAAUACAUGUUGGGGCUGGAGGCCAGGCUGAAGGCAGCUUUGGUGGAAAAUGAACGGCUCAAGAGAGAGAAUGGCUCACUGAAGAGGCAGCUGGAUGAGGGGGUAUUAGAGAACCAGAAGCUCAAAGAUUACUCUCCAAAGAAAAGAGCUGUGUGUGUGGCAGUGAUAUUUGUCCUCGUAGUGCUGAACUGUGGCCCACUGAGUUUGCUCGAAAGAGACUCCAGUGGAGCUGAUCCCAACCUGAGUGCUACUUACCGGAACAGACACCUGCUGGAGUUCUCAGCUAGCCAGAAGCUUGACACAGCUCAGAAAACUCCUGACAGCAUCAUUGCUAAGAGCAGUGAUAGGUCUGAACAUUCUGUUUCUGAUAACAAAGCCCUAAUGGUUUUAACGGAAGACCCAUUAUUAUAUAUUUCUCCACCACCCUGUAAACCAUUGAUCAACCGGACGGAGUCUCUCAGGUUAAAUCAUGAACUUCGAGGGUGGGUUCAUAGACAUGAAGUGGAAAGGACACGUUCUAGACAAUUGUCAAAAAACCAGCAGCAAAAAGCACAGGUUGUCCAGAGCUCCCCUAGGGAGAAUGCAGAUUCACAGCUGAUGGCCGUGCCAUACACAGAUACAAGUGUCAGCCGGAACUCGGGGAAUGAGCUGCAAGUAUACUAUGCCUCUCCAAGGAGUUACCAAGAUUUUCUUGAAGCUAUUGACAGAAGGGAAGAUACAUUCUAUGUGGUGUCAUUUCGUAGAGAUCACCUACUGCUGCCAGCCACCACCCAUAAUAAGACUAGAAGGCCAAAGAUGUCUAUCGUAUUGCCAGCAAUAAACAUCAAGGAGAAUGUAAUUAAUGGACCGGACUACGAGGUCAUGAUGCAAAUAGACUGCGAAGUGAUGGACACCAGGAUUCUGCACAUCAAGAGUUCAUCUAUACCUCCCUACCUGCGAGAACAACAAAGAAAUCAGACUGAUACCCUCUACAGCUCUUCUCCCACUGUCCCAGAGGCAGCCCACACCAUAAGAGCACUUGUUGAAUCACUGCAGUAGCACCUAAGCACUUCAGAACUGUGGUCACCAGACCUCAAAAGGAAGCAAGCUCAUGUGGUACUACAGUUACACCCCUCCUCACCAUUACUACUGUGGGGUAAAGAGCUGGGCAUUGCUCAGCACCAUGAUUCUUCUGCCUGAUCUAGCCCUUCUAUAGUCUGGCAGUACCUGGGAUCCUGGGAUCUGGAAGGCUCUGCCUGAAUAUUACUCCAGCUGUGACAUUACCCCUUGAAUGUAACCUUUGACCAGAGCCCUUUCCUGCAUGGUCUCCUCAGCUUGGGCAGUGUUUAAGCCUUUGGUGCUUCUUAACUGGUCUCUUUCCCUGUCAGAUUGAAUUUGUCAGUGAGGUGUCCCAGGGAGGUGUUUGACUCCACGACAGGACUGGCUGCCCUGUCAAAGAGGGAGCUGCUAUCACAGAAAGGACAGAGCAGGAGGAGGAAGGAAGCUGGUUAGGAAGAUACCAGUCUCAGGGAGAGACAAUGUGGUCACAAGGUCAGCAGUAAAGAGAGGGCCUAACCUGCAGCUCACAUGCUGCGCAGUCUCAAGUAACUCAGUCAUUGUGUUUCAGCACUCCUGUGAGUAAAAUGGAGGGUGAUCCCUGCCAUGUCUUGGAAAUUGAGGCAGGUGACUAUAAGGCUCAGUCAGAUAAUCUUCAGAGGGCUCUUGGAUACAUACAGGGAAGACGGAAGCUCUCACCUACAGUAUUGACUUGCUCACAUUUAAACACCUCCACCAACCAGAUGGAAGAGUGGAUAAAGUUAAGUGCCAGGAGCUGAGAAAAGGAGGAGUAGACUGGAAGCUGACACUGCAUGCUGGAUCCCUUUAGUAAGAGAGCUGCAGGUUUCUGUCUGGAAUGGUGCAGCGUGACCAGGCCUACAAGGGGUAUCUGGAAAGCACUGACUAGCAUUGUAGUUCCUUUAAAACCACUAACCACGUUGAAGCUGGAAGGUUCUAUUUUGAUCGUCCUGUCUGAUCUGCUGAACACAGGCCAUAGCGCAGGAGCCAUUUCCACCACCUAACAGAUGUCACCAUUGCAAACUCUCUGCCUGGAUGUCAUGAUCCCAUGACAUCCAGUUCCAUCCAUGUCAUCUAUCCCACCCCGUACAGCUCCUGCAUGCCCAAGCCACUCCUAGCACCGACUGAUACCCCCCCCCACUGGUGAAAGGGAAGUUCUGCCCCUGAGUUCCUGCCUGGGGAAACAUGCUGACGUCCUGUGGGAACUGGUUAGUGUUUCAUAAACAUUGAGCAGGUUCCCUCAGCUCGCUGAGUGCCCUUUGUGCCCAGGCCAAGUACAGUCUCCUUUGAUUAUUCAAUCUCUGAAGAAAGCAAAAAUAUGUACUGUUUAAUAUUUAUGGAAACACACGUGCACAAACACAAAAGACAAAUUUGGGAGAAAUACACAAAAUUUUUCCACAGCAAGGCUCCGUGUGGUCCCCGCAUGAGCCACUGGGUUUUUGUAAAGACAACACACCACCCCUGCACCUAUGCCUUGAGGUACACCAUUAAUGCAUCUCUAGAGCUCAAGAGUGGUAUGCUUGCAGCGCACAGUUCAUUGCUCACCACAGGCAGCUGUCCUGGUAUAAGUCAUUAGUUCAGAAGCAUGCUUGUCCUUGACCUUCCCCUCUUUCUCUCCUCCUCCCCCUGUCCCCUGCCUCCACAGAGAAGUCGCAUCUGGAGAGUCUUAACUGAUGGUACAAUACAGAAGUUGGCCUGAGCAAGAGUGGUCCUGUGCAUGGGACCCAGACCUCCUCACUGUGCAGGCAAAGUCAUCUCCCAGGCCUUUGAGUGCAUGGACUCACUCCAGUGUUUGUCAGUACAGUUCAGUGUACCAUCCAGGAGAGUUUGGCCCUGAUCUCAAUGAGGAAACCUAGUGGAACAAACCAAACAGUUGGAUGAGCCAUUAUGAGAUGUUACUUUUCUAGGAGUUAUGCAUGUGAUAGGAUGUGAAGCAGUCGCAAACUGCAUUUCAGCUUGCAGUACAGACAGAUGAAAAAAGAUCAGGUAGCAGUGACAGAGAAAUGCCAGCAUACAUGCAGCAGGGAAGGGGACCUGUCUGCCAGUUCCUGAGUUACCAACAGAGGUAAACUUCCCCAUAAAAGGCAAUCACCAUCUUGUAUAAAACAGUGGCCUCUUCUCCAGCACUUCAGAUGAGUGUGUGAUGGGAUCCCUCAUUGCUUACAAAUGAGAAGGCCUGAAAUGACAGUGAAUCUGUAUUCCAGUAGCUCCUAGACCUUGUCUAAAGCCCACCAGCCCCUCCAGCUGUGUGAAUGGUAGAGCUGAGGGGAUUAAUUUGACAAGAGGCUGCAGGUUGUUCCUACUUAAGUGGAGUCUUGCAGUUUUGCUAGGCCUCUUAAGAGAGCACAUCCCUGCCCUUUCAAGCUUCCCUUUACAUUUUAGGAUCUUUUUUUGGAUGUUGAGGAGAAUGCCAGAAUGGGCCACCAGGGAAAUCUUCUAUAAACUAACUCAGCUGUAAUCCCAUCUCAGGAGAGAAUCUGCUAGCACGUACAUGAUGGGGGUGCAGUGCAGCCACCUUCUAGGCCAUGGGCCUCUUAGUACUGCAAGCACUGAUGCAGACUGUCUGCAGACUGUCCCCUGAGGGUGGAUACUCCAGCAGUUCCUAAGAAAUAUCUCUUUAAAGAGUUUCUUUUGCCAUCACGAGUCUUCUUUCACCAGUAUUCUUCCCAAGCAAAAUGGUCAAUGAGAUCAGGCGCAUGGCAGGCAGGAGUGCUUUCAUGAAACAGGUGUACACUUCUGAGGAUUGACCUGUGCUCUUUGGUGAUAUUUAAGUGUCUUAGUUAUGAAACUUCUGUUGAGAUCAUCUGUCUGGCUGCCACACUUGGACUAGCAAUCACACUGCAAAAGGCAGUGUUCCUCGAUAUCUGGCAAGAACACCAGGAGCCUAGCUAGUCAUUAAUGUUUAAUGAGAGAAACCACAGCGUUCAAAAAAUUAGUCUGGGCCUCUGGAUCCUAACCAGUUUGUGUUCGUUUGGAGAGACACUUAAGGUAGAAAAACCAUGGUGUCGUCCUGCUUAGAAACAGGCUGUCCCUGGCUUACUAAUACCUCAGCUUAUUACUGUGAACUCUUUGCAAACAUCCAUUUUCUUCAACACUCUGGGUGCGUCUACAUGAGACGCCACUGCGCAGUAGCAUUGGCAGGCACUAACCAUGAUGUGAUGCUGUUGUGCAGUAGUAAUGAGCUACUGCACAGUAGUUUCAGGAAACAAAAAAAUGUGCAGGGACGCUACGGCAUAGUAACAAUUGUGCAGUCUGCCGCUCAUGUAGAUGCAGCCUCUGUGUUCAUCUCUGGCACCUUCACUCCUCCUGAAUGGUGGAAGCCUUGUAUUCUGUUCUGGUUCUCACACAUACCACCUACCAUCCAGGGGAGUGCCUGACUGAUGACUUUUUACUUGCCAACUUGGCCAGCACUGAAGCUCCUAUUUCUGUGACUCUGGGGGAGUAUUUCAAUUACCCUAGGAUGUGUCUGACUUAAAGUACUUUUUAAAUUUUUAUUAUAAUAUUUAUAUUACUUUUUUAAAAAACACUAUUUAAUAAAAUGAAAUCUCAGCUGUGGGCCCGAGGUGAAUCAACACUGUCCACUUCACUCUCCUGUCACCAAGUCCUGAGCACAGAUAUGCAAACCAAAGGUUUGCCCUUGCUCAUGCUCUCUGAGACAGAACAAGAUUUCAGCAUGGACUGCUGAUUUUAUUUUUUGGUAAUUAAUUCAAUCUGUUCUUUCCCAGUUAGUACAAAAGAAUAACAGCUUUGACUUGCUAAACAAAUUCCCUUUCCUUCCCACUACACAGUGUCUGAAAUACUUUACUGCAUUUUUUUUAGUUGUUAGGAAAUACCAUCUACCCUUUAGAAACACAAACAGCUGGGUUAACAAGAAAAAACCCCCAACUUGCAAAAAUUUGCCUUUUGCAACAAUUCUGAAAAGCUCCACCCUUUGCCACGUAUUCAAAUAAGAGCUGCAAAAGCCCCAAUGUCCUGAAGACUAGCACUGCUGGGAAGCAUCAAGGACUACAAGAAGGCUUGGCUGGAGUUUUUGCACUAGUUGUACAUCCCUGGCUCUGGUCCAUCCUGAACACAGACCACGCCACACAAUGGUAAGCAUGCCUGUGCCCCAUAUACAGGCGCAUAGAUCCUUUCUGCUAGCACCGGUAGGACCACCUAGGGCUGGCUUCCUCAGCAAUACUAUGAAAUGGCAACCAGGAUUUCUGAACAGUACUUAGAGAUGCAUGUGCUGGCUAGGCACUGAUGCUGGCUGCCCACACUGUGCACGUCUGUAUAGCACUAGCUUCAGAACAUGCCCUGGGGUCUCAAUCCUGCAGCCAGCUCCACAGGCAGGUCCUGGAAGCCAUGUGGUCCCCACUAAAGCUGAAGAAGGAGGUCACCACAAGAGACAGUGCAGCACAUGUAAAAAAACAACAAAAAAACCGCCUUGUAAAAGGGACACUACAGCAGCAGAGCUGUUUUUAUCCAAUCACUUUCUGUGUCCUAAGGGUCUAAAAGUAUGUUGGAAGGGCAGGGGUUUGGGCUAGGGACAGCAUCUUUUCUUCUUUAAAUGAUCCCGAAAUGGAGAGAUAAACUCACUUUAUUUAAUGCUUGUCAGUCAGGCUUUGUGUCCUGUCAUGGGAAGAAAUAAAGUGAUUUAUAAAAUUUAA
This is a messenger RNA of Gavialis gangeticus (Gharial), 6536 nucleotides long. RefSeq names its product activating transcription factor 6 (gene ATF6). Gene Ontology annotation, cellular component: nucleus. The transcript has 14 exons. The record is from RefSeq and is a predicted model, not a curated record. Gene Ontology annotation, biological process: regulation of transcription by RNA polymerase II; endoplasmic reticulum unfolded protein response. The coding region runs from base 55 to 1872 and encodes 605 amino acids. Gene Ontology annotation, molecular function: RNA polymerase II cis-regulatory region sequence-specific DNA binding; DNA-binding transcription factor activity, RNA polymerase II-specific. NCBI's taxonomy places the organism in Eukaryota, Metazoa, Chordata, Crocodylia, Gavialidae.